Molecule: messenger RNA, 309 nt
Organism: Ilex paraguariensis (yerba mate)
Lineage: Eukaryota; Viridiplantae; Streptophyta; Magnoliopsida; Aquifoliales; Aquifoliaceae
Source: the annotation of a GenBank genome assembly
AUGGCUUCCCUUCUUUCAACUUCAUCAGCUCCUGUGGUCACCCUUCCUCACAGUGCUGCUCCCAGAGCCAAAUGCACCAUAAGGCAAAUUGGUUUCUCUGCAGUUAGAGAGGGUGGAAACUCUUUGAGAAAUUUCGUCGAACACGUGGUGUUCGAGGUGGGUGUGGGGACAGGGAUGGCAGCUAGGGUGGAGGCUAGUGAGACAGAGAAAGGGGAGAGCAGAGUAGGAGACGAUGACAAAGAGAUACCUGAAGGUCGCUGGCGAGCAGGAGCGCUGCCGGUGGUGCUUCGCCUGGGCAAAGGUAGGUAG